GAGCCCGGGCUGAUGGCAGAGCUAUGCGGAGGAGCAGCAUCGUGCCUGCGGAUGUAGCAGAAACUUUCCACGGCUUCUCCCGCGGGGAUGCGACCAGGAACCAACACUGGAGGGACAAAGUUAAGCCACAGCAGUGCUUCCACGGAGGGAGUAGCCUAAAAUGUGGAUGAACUGACAUUUACUCCUCUAUCCGGGCCGGUUUUAAUUACUCAACUCGAAGAACCGAGCAAACUUUUGGAAAAUGGCCGUUCGUGGCAACUCGCUGAUGCCUUUCUCAAUCCAAGCCAUCCUGAACAAAAAGGACGACAGCCGACACUUGCCAGAUUUGGACAUGUGCUUCUCCAAGACGGCGUGCUGGAAAAUAUUUGGGGAGAUGAACGGCGGUUCUCGGAGAGAUGAUGGGGAGGCUUGUGAGCCGACGGACCAGAAAAGCUACGACUCGGACUCGGGGCUCAGCGAUGACAACGACAGCAAGAAUGCGGCCGCGUGCAAGUCGGAGAAAGACGGAGACCCUGCGUCGGAUGUGCCGGAAGAAAGCUUGCAAGAGGAGACGGACCACGAGUCUGCAGCUGCGGAAAACGCAAAGAGUGACAGUGAGCCCAAUAAUGCGGACUCCAGCACCCUGGACGAGAAGAGCCUGGACCAGCCCAAACAGCGGAAGAAGCGUUCCAGGGCCGCCUUCUCUCACGCGCAGGUCUUCGAGCUGGAGCGUCGCUUCAACCACCAGCGGUACCUGUCCGGGCCGGAGCGCGCGGACCUGGCGGCCUCCCUGAAGCUCACAGAGACUCAGGUCAAGAUCUGGUUCCAGAACCGCCGGUACAAGACGAAACGCCGCCAGAUGGCCGCCGACCUGAUGGCGUCGACCCCUGCGGCCAAGAAGGUGGCGGUGAAAGUUUUGGUGCGGGACGACCAGAGACAGUACAGCCCAGGAGAGAUCCUGCGGCCCCCGCUGCUCUCCCUGCAGCCGUCCUACUAUUACCCCUACGCCUACUGCCUCCCUGCAUGGACACUGUCUGCAUGUGCGGGGAAUCAGUGAGAACUCGGUGACUGUAUUUAUUCUUUUUUUGUUUUAUUAUUUUUGCUCCAAGGACAUCAGACUAACUCUAUUUUCUGACACGAGGAUGAGACCUGAGGGGACUGUUAAUCUGCCUCACCGUGAUGUCCAGGCCAGACCAGAGGUCCCCAAACCGUUUAUCAAAUCCUCAAAUACCAAAAAACGACUAAUUCUUUCAUUUAAUAAGAGUCUGUCUCCAGGAACCAUAAUAAAGAAGACACUUCUCAUGAUUUAGGCUAUAAAAUCACACCUCUCUGAAGUGUAGCUGAGCGGGGAGUCUGGACCUCCUUAGUAAAUGUCAGUGUGUUAACCUCUGAGGAGUGACACAGUAAUAACAGUAAAGUAUUCCUCUCUUUGCUCGGGAGCCCCUCAAGGACCUCUGAAGCCCCACGGACCCCGCUUUGGGACCCGGCGGCCUAAACAGACUGAAAAUGUCACCUUAUGUUGGUUUCUAUUUUACAUGCGCCUUCCUACCUCUGCAGUGAUUUGGAAAAAUAGGCAUAUUCCAUUGACAUUUCAUAUUAACUGUCUCUGUUACAGGUUGUGUUUUUAUUUUUCUCUUGCUGUGUUUGUAAAGGUAAGAUAUUUCAGCACUUUUUGGAGCUAUAUACGUUACAUUACUUCAAUGUAAAAAUGCAUUAUAGUGUGGGCAUGUACAGUGUCAGACUGAGAGGAGGCGGAUUCUUGUGUUAUUGGCCUGAAAGUGAUCUCGUGGCAGGAAGCAGGCUAUAAAACAGACCCAAACUUCUAUUUGAAAUGUACAUGUGUUAUUUGUGUUAAAUGACUGUUUAGAUCGAAAAAACAUUAAAAACAU
Molecule: messenger RNA, 1868 nt
Organism: Epinephelus fuscoguttatus (brown-marbled grouper)
Lineage: Eukaryota; Metazoa; Chordata; Actinopteri; Perciformes; Serranidae
Gene: nkx3-2
Product: NK3 homeobox 2
Exons: 2
Coding region: 242-1036 (264 amino acids)
Biological process (GO): cell differentiation; regulation of transcription by RNA polymerase II
Cellular component (GO): nucleus
Molecular function (GO): DNA-binding transcription factor activity, RNA polymerase II-specific; RNA polymerase II cis-regulatory region sequence-specific DNA binding
Source: RefSeq, a predicted model, not a curated record